Cordyceps fumosorosea ARSEF 2679 is the source of this 1806-nucleotide messenger RNA. Its product is annotated as Vps54-like protein. The transcript has 2 exons. The record is from RefSeq and is a predicted model, not a curated record. Gene Ontology annotation, biological process: Golgi to vacuole transport; retrograde transport, endosome to Golgi. Gene Ontology annotation, molecular function: syntaxin binding. Bases 1 to 1806 code for a protein of 601 amino acids. NCBI's taxonomy places the organism in Eukaryota, Fungi, Ascomycota, Sordariomycetes, Hypocreales, Cordycipitaceae. Gene Ontology annotation, cellular component: GARP complex.
AUGUCUCUGAUGUCUGUUUCGACAGCUGGUGGGGGGAGACAUCUAUCGGGUCAGGAAAAGUCGGCCAACCUCGCGCGCAAUCUGCGUGCGCUGGAGCCUGAAGAUGCCGAAGACUUACUGAAGAAGAUAUAUAUCAGCGUGACAGAGGCACUAAGGAGACUAUCUACACAAGUCAAGGUUCUCUUGGAUAUCGCGUCAUCCCUCGCAGACACACCAGAGGGAGAGGGCGUCAAGUCUCCCACCAUGCGGUCACCACUGGGUAGCCCUCAGACAGGCCAGGCGCCUAGUCCUGGGGUUGAGAUCCAAGAGGAGCUGCACAAGGCGUUGGAUGUAACACAUCUUUUAGCCCAGGGCGUCGACAUUGCCAAUGACAAGAUUGUCAAGGUCCUCAAGGUUCGCACUGAGCAAGCAACGGAUCUGCCACUGGACAUGUUCUUACGAUACUUUACGCUGAACUUGUACUUUGCGAACGAGUGUGAAGCUAUCUCGGGGCGAAGCGGCACGUCACUGAAGAAUGUGGUCAACAGCCAUAUCAAGGAGUUUGUCCAGAGGCACCAGAACGCUGCAAUGCAAACACUUGCGCAAGGCAUGGAAGCUGAUAGAUGGGUUGCCAAAGACUUUAACGAGAAGCUUACCAGACAGCUUGGGGAAAUCUUGGAAUGCAGCACGCAUGACGCCGAGUCGUGGGGCAACGGUAGUAAGCUUUGGGUGCCAGCAAUGGAGCUCCUCAAAUUGAAGCUGGAGGAGGAGGCGGCGGCGGAAAAAGACAAGGAAAGGAGCAGCAGCGAAAAGGAAAAGGCGCGACCAGCUGUUAUUGAGUCUGAGAAAUUUAUUCUUCCCAACUCGGCCCUUCUAUGCAUGCAAGGGUUGGAAGGCUUUUUGCAUCUGAUUGCGGGCAUUCCCUCAAUGGCCACAGAUAUUGCAACGUCUCUAAUCGCUUACCUCCAACUCUUCAACUCGCGAUGCACGCAGCUCAUCCUGGGCGCGGGCGCUACAAAGACUGCGGGACUUAGGAACAUCACGACCAAGCAUUUGUCCCUCGCAUCCCGAGCCCUCGGAUUGAUAGCUACGCUCAUACCACACAUCCGCGAGUUUGUCCGACGACAUGCCGGGUCCGGCGCAGGCACGUCUGCGCUAAUGGGCGAGUUUGACAAGAUUCGCCGAUUAUUACAAGAGCACCAGAGCAAUAUUCAUCAGAAGCUGGUCGAGAUGAUGAACGGCCGUGCCACUGUUCACUCCAAGGGUAUGAAAGCGAUUGAAUGGCACAAGGACGGCGCAAGUGCACGCACACAUGGCUACAUGGAAACGUUGGUCAAGGAGACGAGCACACUAUACAAGGUUCUUACGAAACACCUUCCGGAUAGCACGACCCAGAGCAUCAUGUUUCCAGUGUUUAGCGGCUACAAGGAGCAACUUGGAUCGGCAUUCAAAGAUGCAGACGCGAAGAAUAAGGCCGGCCAGCAAAGCAUGCUCCGAGAUAUCGCGUUGUUUAAGAGCACACUAGGCAGUAUCGAGGGAUUUGGAGAUGCCGGCGAAUACUUGACAAAUAUUGUCAACAGCAAAGAAGUUGCGGCCGAGGCUGAGGCGAGCGCUGUUGACGCUGCAAAAGACGCUACGUUGGGGGACAAAGCGAAGCAAGACAAUGCAAACGGCGAGGACGAGGGGAAAACGGAUAAGGCGGAGGACGAGGAUGCUGCCACUAAAGACGAAAAGACUGAGUCUGGUGAGGAGGAGAAGCCACCCGAGCCACCGGCCAAGGACAAUGUCGCGGUGAACGGCAAAACAGACAGUGUGAGGAGCAUGUAG